Messenger RNA from Parasteatoda tepidariorum (common house spider), 1026 nucleotides. Its product is annotated as TD and POZ domain-containing protein 2. NCBI's taxonomy places the organism in Eukaryota, Metazoa, Arthropoda, Arachnida, Araneae, Theridiidae. The record is from RefSeq and is a predicted model, not a curated record.
AUGGAAGAAGUUGGCGAACUUAAGAGUCGAAAAAUUUCUGAAAAUGAAUUUUCAUAUAAUUGGCACUUUUGUAAGAGAGGACCAUUCUUUUCAUGUAGGAGUCCUAUUUUCGGUACUUUAUGCAGUUCAUUCUCAGACUGUUAUUUGCUUUUCCGUUUAGACGUCUUUUUCAAUAAUUGUGUAAUUAUUUUCUACUUUGAUGACUGUUAUGUUCCAAGUAAAGUGUCCAGUGUAAGUCUUAAGAUCUUCACUUCAAAUGGGCAAUCUUAUCCAUUGACAUCACUUAGGAUUGUGGAUGAAUGUGGCUUCACAUCAAGAACGAAGAUAUGUGAAUUUCACUUAACAUAUGAAUUGUAUUCAACUUCAGAAAAUUUUCUUUUUACACUCCAGUUAAAACUACCCAAAGCUCUCACAGCCCCAGUUAACGAAGAGUCAAGAAACAAACCUUAUGUUGAUAAUCCGAACGAGUUAAUUCAAGAUUUAAGAUCUAUUUAUACUUCAGGCGAAAUGUGUGAUUUAGAAAUUCGCAUUGGGGAAAACAUACUUCGUGCUCACAAGUUCAUGUUAUGUUCCCGCUCGCCAGUUUUCAAGAAAAUGUUGGAACAUGACUGCUUAGAAUCCUCAUCCAAUUCUAUUACCAUCACUGAUUGUUCUGAGAUUCCGUUUAAAAAGUUUUUGAUGUACCUCUACACUGGCGAGAUUGAAGAUCUAUCAAUGGACACUGUUGUGCCACUGUAUUCGUUAGGUGACAAGUAUGAUGUACCAGCGUUACAGUACGCUUGUUCUGAUAUAUUGCAAAACAAACUAUCAGAAUCAGUUGAUGACGUGGCUAAUAUUGUUUGCGAUGUCUUGCAAUUAGCUGAAUUGCAUAAUGACAUAAAAUUGAAAGAUUUAGCUGUUAGUUUUAUUGUGAAACAUUUUUCGGUGGUAUCUAAUACACAAGGUUGGAGAUAUUUAAUGAAAAAUGAUUUCACAUGUAAAUUUCUUGCCCUAGUAGUUGCUGCUCGCCAAAAAUUGCGAACUUAA